CCACGCCACGUCGCCUCCAGUUCAUCCCGCCGAGUGGGCCCCACCACCCCAUGGCCGCCGCCGCGACGACCUCCGCCGCCGCCGCCGUCCCCGCCGCCCGCGGCGGCGGCCGCCGGCACCACCACCAUCCCCGACGCUCAGGCCUACUCCGCCUCACUGCCCCUGCCACCGCCGGCGCGGCUGCGGCCGCCUCUUCUCCGUCCACGUCGUCGUCGUCGUCGUCUUCUCCGGCGGAGGGGGGAGGGCGGCUGGUGGCAGAGCUGGUGGGCGCGUUCAACGAGCUGAUGGGGCGUAUGGGGGAGGGGCUGGCCACGUCUUCGUCGUCGCGCCUCCUCUUCCGCGCGCUCAAGCUGGCCCUCCCCGCCCUCCGCGACGGCGACGGCGGCCGGGCUCUCGCCCGGGCGCUCGCUGUCGCCGCCUCCCUCGCCGACCUCCAGAUGGAUGCUGAAGUUAUUUCGGCCGGAAUACUGAGGGAAGCACUUGAUGCAGGAGCAAUAAACAUGAGGGAUGUAAAAUCUCAGAUCGGGAUCAGCACAGCUCAUUUGCUGCACGAGAGUUUAAGGCUUAAGCAUGCCCCUUCAAAGCUUGAUGUACUUGAUGAUGAAAGUGCAAGUGCAUUGAGAAAGUUUUGCCUUUCUUACUAUGACAUCCGGGCAGUUAUCUUGGAACUUGCUCUAAAACUCGAUAUGAUGAGACACCUCGACUUCCUCCCAAGCUAUCUGCAGCGGAUAAAGUCUCUUGAAGUCCUGAAGAUAUAUGCCCCACUUGCCCAUGCUGUUGGAGCGGGUAAUCUUUCACUGGAGUUAGAGGAUCUUUCAUUUCGUUAUUUGUUUCCACAUUCAUAUGAUCACAUUGAUCGAUGGUUGAGGAGUCAAGAGGCUGAGAACAAGCUCUUGAUAGAUUCGUACAAGGAGCAAUUGCUUCAGGCACUGAAAGAUGAUGAUGAGUUGAGCCAGAUUGUGCAAGGUAUCUCAAUUCAAGGCCGAUAUAAAAGCCGUUUCAGUACUAUGAAAAAGCUCGUAAAAGAUGGGAGAAAACCAGAAGAAGUAAAUGACAUACUAGCUUUACGGGUAAUCUUAGAACCUCGGUGUGAUGACAGUACAAUAGACUGGGGCCCCAGGGCUUGUCACCGGACACACGAAAUCAUUCAAUCUAUGUGGAAAGAAGUUCCAGGAAGGACAAAAGAUUAUGUCACACGGCCAAAAGAAAAUGGCUAUCAGAGCUUGCAUGUGGCCAUUGAUGUAAGUGAACCUGGGAACAUGAGGCCACUGAUGGAGAUACAGAUACGCACUAAGGAGAUGCAUAAAUUUGCUGUUGGUGGAGAGGCAUCUCACUCUCUCUACAAAGGUGGACUUACAGAUCCUGGAGAGGCUAAAAGGCUGAAGGCUAUAAUGUUGGCUGCAGCAGAGUUAGCAGCUCUGCGCCUUCGUGACCUACCAGCUAGUGAUCAAGGGUACAGCAACUGCACAAACCGUGCUUUCUGCCAGCUUGACAAAAACGGGGAUGGGAGGAUCAGCAUCGAGGAGCUCACUGAGGUGAUGGAAGAUCUUGGUGCUGGGGGCAAAGAUGCUAAGGAGCUCAUGCAUCUUCUUGAUGCAAACAGCGAUGGCUCCUUGAGCUCCGAUGAAUUUGAGGCAUUCCAGAGACAGGUUGGAAGACAAAGACGAUCACUACAGGAAGAUACUGAAGGAGAAGCUGCAGACGAUCGACAGCGCAGGUCUCAUUCAGGUCUACCGCAAGGAGCUGGGUGACAAACUUCUUGUAAGCUGAAACUGGGACUUCACACAGGUGAACAAACCACCAUCUUGCUAUAGGGCUUUAGGUAUUUGUUUGCAUACAUACACCAUUAGGUACACUCUUACUAUCAUUGAGUUGUAACUACUUAUUGCUGAUUAUGCACAUGUUUAUGGAGUUCUCCGCAAGCCUGGAUAAGUUGUACUGUUUCUUGAUUUCCUUUUUUGUGCUUGAAUUCUCCGUAGUGCAGCAAAACUGUCUGAUAUGUCUAAUAGUGUUCUAGCUAGCAACUGGAUGUCUGGAUCUGGCUGCUGGACCAUUGUAUUUGUAUCACCUAACUUUCACUGUAGCCUGUGGGUGGUGGAGAUGGAGAUGGAUGGUGUGUUCUGCUGGUCUGCCUUCGCUGAUAGUACAUCAUUUUCUCGGGGGACCUUAUCAUCUAUGCAUAUCUAUUGCUGACUGUAUGGCUGCGUUGAAUUGGCAGAUUCAAAUGCUGAAAAAACUAAACUAUUAAAAAGGGACAAUUUUA
Molecule: messenger RNA, 2263 nt
Organism: Oryza brachyantha (malo sina)
Lineage: Eukaryota; Viridiplantae; Streptophyta; Magnoliopsida; Poales; Poaceae
Product: probable GTP diphosphokinase CRSH1, chloroplastic
Exons: 4
Coding region: 51-1751 (566 amino acids)
Biological process (GO): guanosine tetraphosphate metabolic process
Molecular function (GO): calcium ion binding
Source: RefSeq, a predicted model, not a curated record